Messenger RNA from Myxocyprinus asiaticus (Chinese sucker), 3746 nucleotides. Its product is annotated as caspase recruitment domain-containing protein 11-like. Gene Ontology annotation, biological process: regulation of apoptotic process. The transcript has 24 exons. The coding region runs from base 173 to 3610 and encodes 1145 amino acids. Gene Ontology annotation, molecular function: protein binding. NCBI's taxonomy places the organism in Eukaryota, Metazoa, Chordata, Actinopteri, Cypriniformes, Catostomidae. The record is from RefSeq and is a predicted model, not a curated record.
AGCAGCUCUCUGAUUGACAGCUACAAUGCAGCUGCAGGUGGGAUUAUUCAGCGAGUUAUCUCGAGCUGUUGCGACUUAGUUCAGCUGUUUUAAACUGAAGAUUUCAUGUAACCAGAAUGGAUCCGUCAAAUUAAACACCAGGAAGUGGUCUUUAACAGAGGCCUCUGCAGGUAUGGAGAACGGAGGCUCAAUGAUGGACUUGCUAGACUAUGGAGAGACAUUGUGGGAAAAUGCGGAGAAAAACAGGUACAUCCUGUGCCGUUUCAUCAACCCCAACAAACUGACUUCGUACCUGCGGCAAUGCAAAGUCAUCGACGAGCAGGAUGAAGACGAAGUGCUGAACUCUCGCCUGCUGGAGUCAAAAGCCAACCGAGCAGGUCGGCUACUAGAUAUCCUACACACAAAGGGGGAGCGGGGCUAUGUGGUGUUUUUGGAGAGUCUGGAGUUGUACUACCCUGACCUCUACAAACUCGUUACAGGGAAGGAGCCAACUCGCAGAUGCUCCACUAUUGUUGUGGAAGAGGGGCAGGAAGGGCUCAUCCAGUUUUUAAUGAAUGAGGUCAUGAAGCUGCAGCAGCAAUCCAAGGCUAAAGAUGUGCAGCGGGUUGACUUCAUGACCAAAUGCCGCACGCUAGAAGACGAGCACAAGAAGCUUCGGCUUGCCAACCAGGAGUUGCUUACAUUCCAGGAGCGCUACAAUAAGAUGAAAGAAGAGCGCAAUAACUAUAACGAUGAACUCAUUAAGGUGAAGGAUGACAACUAUCAGCUGGCCAUGCGGUAUGCCCAGCUCAGCGAGGAGAAGAACAUGGCCGUUAUGAGGAGCCGGGACCUGCAGCUAGAGAUUGACCAGCUAAAGCACAAACUCAACAAGUUGGAGGAGGAGUGUAAAAUGGAGAGGAGGCAGUCUCUGAAAUUGAAGAAUGACAUUGAAAACCGACCUCGGAAGGAGCAGAUAUUUGAGCUGGAGCGUGAGAAUGAGGUCUUGAAGAUCAAACUCCAGGAGUUGCAGUCCAUCAUACAGCCGGGACCCCUACCUGAUUCAGACAAGGCCAUCCUGGAUAUCCUGGAGCAUGAUCGACAGGAGGCUCUGGAGGAUCGUCAGGAGCUUGUCAACAGACUCUAUAACCUGCAUGAGGAGGUCCGACAGGCUGAGGAGCUCAGGGACAAGUACCUGGAAGAGAAGGAAGACCUUGAACUGAAGUGCUCCACUUUGGUGAAGGACUGUGAAAUGUACAAGAACCGCAUGAAUACCAUCAUGGUUCAGCUUGAAGAGGUGGAACGUGAGCGAGACCAGGCUUUCAAGUCAAGAGAUGAUGCCCAACAUCUUGUGUCUCAGUGUUUGAUUGAUAAAGACAAGUACCGCAAGCAAAUACGGGAGUUGGAGGAAAAGAGCGAUGAACUUCAAAUUGAGAUUGUACGCAAAGAAGCCAAGAUUGUCAACGUGGAGUGCAAACUUAGACGUGUGUCUAAGGAAAAUGGUCUGGAUCAGAGUUUGCCACGAGACAUUACUCCACACAUUAUAGCUCAGCACUUUGGCCCACCUGACCCAAAUACUGGAGGACAUUCUGAAGACUCUGGAGAAGACACUGUUGAGGAUCAAGAGCAGAGGUUCAAACGUAGACAUAACCUCAAGGCCAGGGUUGCCAGACCAAAAUCUCCAGCAACUGGACUUAAAAGUCUGCAGUUACAAGCCUUGACAUUCACCAAUGGAGAUCUCUCAGAACCUGCAGCCACUGACAGCACAAGUCCAGCCAAUGCCAACUUAAUGAAUUCUCCUAUCACACCCACUCCUAAUGUUGGAGAGAUCUACUGUAAAAAUCUGCGCUACCGUAACGACAGCAUCUUGUCCACUGCGCCCGAGCCUCCAGACCAGCACUCCAUUGUCAGGAGGAUAAAGGAGAACCCAAACUCGCAGUUCAAGUGUAUUCCCUUUUCAGACACUGCAGAUACUGACAGUGGAGACAAUGCAGAUAUGGAUGACCAUGAUGUAGACAUUUCCUCCUACGGGCCUUCAUCCAUUCACUCGUCUUCAUCUUCCCACCAGUCUGAGACAAUGGACUCCUAUGAUCUGGAGCAAGUCAAUAACAUCUUCAGGAAAUUCUCUUUGGAAAGACCAUUCCGUCCUUCGUUUAAUUCAGACCCUCCUCGCAGCUCGUUGCGGCCAGUGCAGAGCCUUUCUCUGUCAGGAGAAAAUCUUUUAUCAGACAUCGCUCUGAUUGGUGGAAAUGAUAGUGGCAUCUUUGUUUUCUCUGUCCAGUCCGGUUCUAAUGCAGAGCGAGCCGGAGUUAAAGUUGGACACCAUCUCUUAAUGCUGGAGGGCAGUGUCCGUGGAGAAGCCCAGCGUGUGGCUUUGGACACAUGCACCAAGGAGGAAGCCCACUGGACCCUGCAGAGAUGUUCUGGACAGGUGUAUCUCCACUACAAGUCCAACUAUGAUGGCUAUAGACGGCUGCUGAAGGACAUUGAAGAUGGCACGGUGGUGUCAGGAGACUCCUUCUACAUACGUCUCAAUCUAAACAUCUCCAGCCAGUCAGAUAACUGCUCAUUGAACGUAAGAUGUGAUGAGGUUCUCCACGUGCUGGACACCAUGCAUCAGAGCAGGUGCGAAUGGCUGUGUGCUCGUGUGGACUCUUUUACCGACAAGGACCUGGAGAGAGGCACUAUACCGAGCUACUCCAGAGCCCAGCAGCUCCUCUUGGUGAAAAUUCAGAAGCUGAUGUGUCGAGGAGGUCGAGAGGAAGCAGACACUCUGCGAGGGCUGCGGAACACUCUACAACCUGAGGAACCCACACCAUCUCCAGACCCCAAGUCCAGCCCACGCCUGUCCAGAGCCAGUAUCUUCAUCUGUCAGAUAUUACAGUUUGUCAGCAGGACGGAUAACAAGUACAAGAGGAUGAACAGCAAUGAACGUGUCCGCAUUGUCAAUGGAGGGAAUCCAUCAUCGGUCUCCAGACCAGGCUUUGAAACGUUGAGGCCUGAGGAUUCGUCUGACCCAGAGAGUGACUUAAAUAAGAGCUUGAACCUUAUUCCAUAUAGUUUGGUGACUCCACACCAAUGCCAGCGCAAAAGACCUGUCCUCUUCACCCCCAACGUCCUGGCCAAGACCAUCGUCCAGAAGUUCCUCAAUCUUGGAGGCGCUAUGGAAUUCAAUAUCUGCAAACCAGACAUUCUGACAAAAGAUGAAUUCCUCAUGAAACAGAAGAUUGAGCCCAUCAUUUAUUCCAAAGAAAAGCAGGGAGGCACAUAUGAAUGUAUCACCCCAGAAAAUAUUGAAGCAGUUGCCUCCAAGAAUAAGCACUGUCUACUGGAAGCUGAUCUGAGUUGUGUGAAAGACCUGCUAAGAAGGGAGAUCUACCCCAUCGUGAUUUUCAUCAAAAUCUGUGAAAGGAACAUAAAAAAAUUAAGAAGACUGCCUCUGAAGGUGGACUCUGAGGAUGAGUUUUUAAAGAUGUGCCGCUCCAAAGAGAAGGAGCUCGAGACUCUGCCGUGCUUGUAUGCCAGCGUGGAGUCAGACUUUUGGGGUGGGGUGGAGGACCUCCUUAAAAUCAUCAAGGACAAGAUUUUUGAGGAGCAAAAGAAGACGGUCUGGGUGGAGCAGGAUCUACUUUAAAUGACCUGUUUUAACCUUAUCAGGAGAGCAGAUAAGGAUACGCUGUGAUACGGCUUAUGGUAUGUCUGCACACCGAAACUCUGUCUGUUUCCAGUUCGGGGGUGGAAUGUAUGCAGCACAGGCGCAUGAACAGGAA